AUGGAUUACACCCUGGCAGAGUACUACUCGGAACAGUUUGAGUCGCUUUCCGCCGCACAGUCUCUAGAGAAGCUUGUUUACAAGCUAGGUUACCCGGAGCCCUUGUUGAGAAUACAGUAUGACCAUUCCUACUUUAUCCGCGGCUUGGUUGUCGAUAAAGAAUUUGGCAACAUCAUUAAGCUGGAUAGGCACAAGUACGUCAAGCGUGCCAUGCACGGGUUUAGCACCCUGUCCAAAGAGGAUCGCGCUUCCAUGUACGACUCCCUCACCACGUCUGGCGGCGGCUUCGGCGAGCCGCGUUUCGCCGUCCUGGACGCCAUGUUUGCUCUGCCGGACGCCUAUUUGUUUAGCAGUGUCGUGGCGUACAAGGAUGCCAACCCGGGCGAAAUUAACCAGUCUUACUCCCAGAUUUACAAAGACGUACGCACAAGCGUUGACAUGUGCCAUCGCGAUGGCUCGAUUAAGGACCGUGUCAAGGAAAACCCGGAAAAAUACAUACAGAGGGAUCCGCAGAUGGUCCAUAUGCUAAGGCAAUUGAAGCGCUCGGGGAGAAAGGUGUUUCUGUUGACCAAUUCGCUAUGGAAUUAUACGGAUGUAGUAAUGAAUUAUCUGUACGGGCUGGAGAAGGAGGGAAGGUGGAUUGAUUUGUUUGAUGUCAUCAUUACGGGAUCGUGCAAACCGGCGUUUUUGCUUAACAAUAAGCUGUCGCUGUACCGCGUAGACCCCGAUUCUGGAGGUUUGUCGAACACAGAGGGCGUUUACGAACAAACAGCGGAAGAAUAUCUGGCUGAAGGCAAAUGUUUCCAGGGUGGUAACUAUAGUCAUUUGCAUGACUUGGUCGGGGUGCAAAGCGGGACACAUCUUUUGUACGUGGGUGACCAUAUCUUUUCGGAUGUGCUGAGGAGCAAGCGUACGCUUGGAUGGCGGACAAUGUUGAUUGUGCCAGAGUUGGAGCACGAAAUCAACACAAUGCACGAUCAGGAUACGAUGCAGCUCAAGGCAAACAUCGAUGAGCUUCGCGACGAACGCGACGCAGUGGACGAAUGGGUAGACCGGCUGGAAGGUCUGUUGGUCUCGUCCGACUCGUUACCAGUGGGGAAGCGCAAAGUAGUGAAAGCAGAGCUGGAGGAGGCUCGAGACAAGCUGGAAGCCAUGCGGGCAGAGCUGAUCGUUCAGGUAGAGAUGUACCACAAGCGUUUCCAUAGCGUCUGGGGUCAGUUGUUUAAGACUGGGCUACAAAACUCGCGUUUUGCUGAGCAAGUCGAAGACUACGCGUGCUUGUAUACGUCAGCGGUUACGAAUAUCGGAUUGGUAUCACCGGAGAUCUACUGGCGGGCGAUGGCGGAUCUGAUGCCGCAUGACCGUCUGGAGGCGAGCCCAAUGCGCCGGGUGUUGAAGAAACGAGCUGAGCGAGAGCGGCUUGCUGGAUGA
Molecule: messenger RNA, 1431 nt
Organism: Chondrus crispus (carragheen)
Lineage: Eukaryota; Rhodophyta; Florideophyceae; Gigartinales; Gigartinaceae
Product: cytosolic IMP-GMP specific 5'-nucleotidase
Exons: 1
Coding region: 1-1431 (476 amino acids)
Molecular function (GO): 5'-nucleotidase activity
Source: RefSeq, a predicted model, not a curated record